Messenger RNA from Aspergillus terreus NIH2624, 1581 nucleotides. RefSeq names its product sugar porter family MFS transporter. Gene Ontology annotation, molecular function: carbohydrate:proton symporter activity. Gene Ontology annotation, cellular component: membrane. Lineage: Eukaryota; Fungi; Ascomycota; Eurotiomycetes; Eurotiales; Aspergillaceae. The coding region runs from base 1 to 1581 and encodes 526 amino acids. Gene Ontology annotation, biological process: carbohydrate transport; transmembrane transport. The transcript has 7 exons. The record is from RefSeq and is a predicted model, not a curated record.
AUGAAUCUUCCCAAGAACUACAAUGUCUACUUCCUGUGCUCCUUCAUCACCCUUGGUGGUGGCUUGUUUGGUUUCGAUAUCUCGUCCAUGAGUGGCGUGCUCGGUACCCAAGCCUAUACCAACUACUUCCAGGUCGGAGGCGGCAACUACAAACAGGGCGCCAUCACCUGUGCCAUGCCCUUUGGGUCUCUCGUCGGUGCGCUGUGCUCUAGUUUUCUGGCCGACAAAUACUCGCGUGUAUCUGCCAUCCAGUUCUCAACCAUCCUGUGGAUUAUCGGUUCUAUCUUUAUGACCGCCUCAAAUGGAAUCGCUCUGCUCGUCGUCGGUCGUGUCGUUGCCGGCCUGUGUGUUGGUAUCGCGUCGGCCAUGGUGCCCGUCUACCAGGCAGAGGUUGCGCCCAAGGAGAUCCGUGGCCGUGUCAUUUCGCUCCAGCAGUGGGCAAUUACCUGGGGUAUCCUAAUCCAGUACUUUAUCCAAUACGGCGCCAGUAACGUCGACGGCGGCCCUAACAACCCCACCCAGAGCACGGCAGCCUUUCGUAUCCCCUGGGGUAUCCAGAUGGUGCCCGGCUUCAUUCUCUUCUUUGGUCUGUUCUUCUUCCCAAAAUCGCCGCGUUGGCUGGCAAGCAAGGACCGCUGGGACGAGGCCAUGCUUGUCCUGGCCAACCUACAUGGCAAAGGCGACCCGAAUCACCCCAAGGUGCUGGCGCAGUACCGCGAAAUCGAAGAGGCGCUCGCCCUCGAACGGGAACAGGCCUCGACCUCCUACCAGGAGCUGAUCAAGCCACGCAUCGCCAAACGCGUCAUUCUGGGCAUGAGCUUGCAGAUGUGGUCACAGCUCUGCGGUAUGAAUGUAAUGAUGUAUUACAUAGUAUAUAUAAUGCAGAGUACCGGAACCGGCUCCCCUCUCCUCACGGCAUCGAUCCAAUACAUCCUCAACACGGCCCUGACCCUCCCGGCCAUCAUCUACCUGGACCGCUUCGGCCGGCGCCCCGCGAUCCUGAUCGGCUUCGCCUGCCAGGCCGUGUUCCUCUACAUCGAGGGGGGUCUGCAGGCUGGCUACGGCGAGCCCAACCCGCACACUGAUCCGGCGCUGGACGCCAUUUCCUGGACAGUGGCCUCGCACCCGGCGGUGGGCAAGGCGAUCAUCGCGAUGUCCUACCUGUUCGUGUGCUCGUUUGCGACGACCAUCGGUCCGACCAGCUGGACGUACCCGGCCGAAAUCUACCCGGCUAAGGUGCGUGCGAAGGCUGUGUCGCUGGCCACAGCGUCCAACUGGAUCUGGAACUGUCUGCUGGCGCUGUUUGUGCCGCCGCUGUUGUGGUCGAUCAACUGGAAGAUGUACAUGAUUUUUGCGGCCUUUAACACGGCGGCGUUCAUCCACAUGUUCCUCACGGCGCCCGAGACCAAGGGCUACACGCUCGAGGAGAUGGAUGAGGUCUUUGACAGCGGCCUGCCGGCCUGGCGUAAGCUCAAGAAGCGCAGCCGUCUGGAGGAGCUGGAGGAGGAGAUUGCGCAGGGCAAUUUGAAGGUGACGGCGGCGAAGGAGGAGGCUCCUGUGACGCCGGAGAAGCAGGUGUGA